This is a messenger RNA of Malaclemys terrapin pileata, 846 nucleotides long. RefSeq lists its product as uncharacterized. The record is from RefSeq and is a predicted model, not a curated record. The transcript has 6 exons. Bases 1 to 846 code for a protein of 281 amino acids. NCBI's taxonomy places the organism in Eukaryota, Metazoa, Chordata, Testudines, Emydidae.
AUGGCACAUAUACAGAAAUUCACACCAUUGCCACAAGAAAAAGAAAUUCCCCUCCGCUUGCGUUUCAUCUCCCGUCCUCGCUCUGCUGGUAAAAUUGCACGAGAAUUUUGCAAAACUGAUGUAGUGGGUUUUUUAAAUCCCGUCUCCAAUGGUACUGGGGCAGGGAAGGGAUCAGUAGCCAUCCCCUUGGGAUUGGCAGCCAGUCCUGGGCUAAACAUAGCUUCUGAGAGGGGGAAAAAGCCCCGUUUCCCCUUGUGGUUCUUUUUAUUAUUAACUAAUAACUUAAACCCCCAUCUAUUAAAGCUUCCACGUUUUUAUGCGGACAAUCAAAAGAGAAGCAGAAGUUUUAACUGCCUUCUUUCCUGUGUAUCUGACUUUUUUGAGGAGGAGGGAACAAAGUUUGUCAUCCUAAGACACCAGACCUUUAACGAGGCUCAGGUAACCUCUGACAGUGCUUAUGGUGCUAACAAAGCCUUUGUAGAAGACUUUGAGACUUCAAUCAGCAUUGACUUUCCAGAAGAUGAGGAGUAUGUUGGUGAAGUGCUAGACUGUGGUUCUUCGGAUAUAUCAGCUCAUGGAAGAACAGAAGAAGCUCAGCACGCAGAUGAAAAAGAUGACAGAAAUAGCAGUAUCCCAGAAGUUGUGAUCACACAGGCAGAUGAGGAGCUAAUGCUGCCCGCUUCUUGUUUACAAUGUCACCUGAAAGUGAGAACAGGCAUUUGCAUGGCAUUGUUGGUGCAUGAGGAAUGGGUGGUUGACCCAAAUACAAUCCUAUCUCCUAAUUUUGCCAAGAUCAAAGACAUUUCUAGUGUUUUAUGUGCUGCCUCUCCAAUUGGUGAAGUCUAA